Molecule: messenger RNA, 948 nt
Organism: Bubalus bubalis (water buffalo)
Lineage: Eukaryota; Metazoa; Chordata; Mammalia; Artiodactyla; Bovidae
Product: translation initiation factor IF-2-like
Exons: 1
Coding region: 1-948 (315 amino acids)
Source: RefSeq, a predicted model, not a curated record
AUGGUGCCGCUGCGCGCCGGGCGGGGACCCGCGCCCCUGCGCGCCCAGCCUGCCGGCUGGAGGAAAGAAGCUCACCGAGCCCGCGGCGGCCAGGGGGAGGCGGGGGCGCUCCCGAGGUCGCGUGCCGCCCCUCCGGAUCUGUGGGGGGAAAACAAGAUGGUUCUCAGCAUCAGGCGGGGCUCGCGCCGCGCUCCUCCGCCCCGGCUUUGGCGGCCCCGGCCCCGCGCCCGGGGCCUUCCCCGGUUGACACGGCCCCGCCCGCGUCCCCGCGCCGCAACCCCGGCCUCUCCACUGCGGCACCGGCACCCGCUCCCGCCGCGGUCCGGAUGGCAGCGCGGGGGCGCGGGAGCCGGCAGAGGCGGCCGGGGACCCCGCCUCGACACUGCGCGCGGCCGCGGCCCCGGUUCCCCGGGGACAGCGGGCUGCCCGAGGGGCAGGCUUACCGAGCAGGUGGCUCCGGCGCUCCGCACCUUCCGCAAUGCGCGCCGCGGCUCAGCGCCGCGGUCCCGGGGCUCGGCGGGGCUCGCGCGCGGCGGCGGCGGCUCGAGAGCUUCUGUCCAAGGUUCUGCAGGCGCCGCGGCCCCGCCCCCAGCUCGGCCGCCUUCGCCGCCGCCGCCGCCGCCGCCGCGCCCGCGCCCGCCCCGGCGCGCACCUCAGCGGCCUCCCUCUCGGGCGCGCGCGCGCGCGCGCGGCCCACGCGCCGGCCGGGCCUGGUCUCACCCGGGAGCUGGGGCCGCCGCCGUGCUCAGCACGAGCGGCGCGCGGUGCGGGCAGCGACGCGGCCGCGAGCCCCGGGCGCCUCUCUACUCGCAGCGCCCCAUCCAGGACCCAGACUCUGGCGGCGGGGACUCGCGGCACCUCCCCGUCCCGCCCCGCGGAGCCGCCCCCUCCCCGCACUGCUCACCGCCCGCUCGGCGCUGCCGCGCCAGCAGCAGCCCGGCCGCGUGA